Messenger RNA from Tachysurus vachellii, 3523 nucleotides. Its product is annotated as NLR family CARD domain-containing protein 3-like. The record is from RefSeq and is a predicted model, not a curated record. Lineage: Eukaryota; Metazoa; Chordata; Actinopteri; Siluriformes; Bagridae. Gene Ontology annotation, molecular function: protein binding. Bases 10 to 3063 code for a protein of 1017 amino acids. The transcript is spliced from 11 exons.
CGUCACUGAAUGAGGAUGAGACAAAAACAAAACUGCUACGUAGCAUCCGAUGAACAGCGACGCCUUCUCAGAAUCGUCCAGAAUUGUACGAGUUUCCUCGGUAAACUCCAGAGAUCAGAAUCACCAACACACAGCUGUAUCUCCAUGAUGGGUGAUCAGUCUAUGAAUCCUCCUCUGAACUUUAAAAAUGGAGACUCAUCACUUCUACACAGUAAACUCCAGAGAAAGAGAUCAGAAUCACCAACACACAGCUGUAUCUCCAUGAAGAGUGAUGGGUCUAUGGAUGUUCCUAUGAACUUUAAAGAUGGAGACUCAUCACUUCUACACAGUAAACUCCAGAGAAAGAGAUCAGAAUCACCAACACACAGCUGUAUCUCCAUGAAGAGUGAUGGGUCUAUGGAUGUUCCUAUGAACUUUAAAGAUGGAGACUCAUCACUUCUACACAGUAAACUCCAGGGAAAGAGAUCAGAAUCACCAACACACAGUUGUAGCUCCAUGAAGAGUCAUGAGUCUAUGGAUCAUCAUCUGGAGGUUAAAGCUGUAGACUCCUCACUUCUACACAGGUACGACCCAGAAUCUGCUGGUGGAAAUGAAUUCCAGAAAAAGUUCAAAUUAAAUCUGAUGAAGAAGUUUCAGUGUUUGAAUGGAGUGAUAAUAAACCUGGGAACCCAAACACUCCUGAAUGAGAUCUACACAGAGCUCUACAUCACAGAGGGAGACAGUGGAGAAGUCAAUAAUGAACAUGAGGUGAGACAGAUCGAGGCAGCAUCCAGGAGAAGAACAACAGAGGAAACACCAAUCAAAUGCAAUGACAUCUUUAAGCCUUUAUCUGAACAAGACAAACCCAUCAGAACUGUGCUGACAAAGGGAGUCGCUGGCAUCGGAAAAACAGUCUCUGUGCAGAAGUUCAUUCUGGACUGGGCUGAAGGGAAAGUAAAUCAGGACGUCCACCUCAUAUUUCCACUUCCUUUCAGAGAGCUGAACUUGAUGAUGGACCAGAAACUGAGUCUGAUGGAGCUCCUUCAUGUGUUUUUUAAGGAAACAAAAGAAACAGAAAUGUCCAGUUUGGAAAAGGUUCUGUUCAUUUUUGACGGAUUGGACGAGUGUCGUGUUCCUCUAGAUUUCCAGAACGCAGUGAGAGUGUGUGAUGUAACUGAAUCAGCAUUAGUGCCUGUGCUGCUGAUAAACCUGAUCAAAGGGAAUCUGCUUCCCUCUGCUCUCAUCUGGAUCACCUCCAGACCUGCAGCAGCUGAUCAAAUCCCCUCUGAGUGUGUGGAUCGAGUCACAGAGGUACGAGGGUUCAAUGACCCACAGAAGGAGGAGUACUUCAGGAAGAGGAUCAGUGAUCAGAGCCUGGCCAAUAACAUCAUCACACACCUGAAGUCAUUAAGGAGCCUCUACAUCAUGUGUCACAUCCCAGUCUUCUGCUGGAUCUCAGCCACUGUUCUAGAGAGAAUGUUGGGUGAAGCAGAGAGUGGAGAGAUCCCCAAGACUCUGACUCAAAUGUACACACACUUCCUCAUCAUUCAGACAAACAUCAUAAGAGAAAAAUACUCAAAGAAGCAGGAGAGUGAUGAAGAAAUGCUUCUUAAACUGGGACAACUGGCUUUUCAGCAGCUGAUGAAAGGGAACCUGAUCUUCUAUGAUGAAGACCUGAGAGAGUGUGGUAUUGAUGUGAGAGAAGCAGCAGUGUACUCAGGUGUGUGUACUCAGAUCUUCAGAGAGGAGUUUGGGCUUCACCACAGUAAAGUGUACUGCUUUGUUCAUCUGAGCAUUCAGGAGCAUCUCGCAGCUCUGUAUGUGCGCCUGACCUUCAUGAAGGAGAAGAGAAAUGUUCUUAUAAGGAAUCAGGAUUCUAACAGGAGGAUGAAAGACAAUACAAUCUCAGAUGUACACAAGAUUGCUGUAGAUCAGACUGUAGAAAGUCAGACUGGACAUCUGGAUCUUUUCCUUCGCUUUCUUCUGGGUCUCUCACUGGAGUCCAAUCAGAAACUCUUACAUGUUUUAGUAACACAGACAGGAAGUAACCCUCAGAGCACAGAGGAAACAGUUCAGUACAUUAAGAGGAUGAUCACUACAAAUCUUCCUCCAGAGAAAUCCAUCAAUCUGUUCCACUGUCUGAAUGAACUGGGUGAUGAUUCUCUAGUGGAGGAAAUCCAACACUUCCUGAAAUCUGGAAAACAAAGUGAACUUUCUUCUUCACAGGUGUCUGCUCUGGUGUUUGUGUUACUGACAUCAGCACAGGAGCUGGAUGAGUUUGACCAGAGUAAAUAUUUCAGUACAGAUAUGAUAACAGAAGAUGUUGUUCUGAAGAUGAUGCCUGUGAUUACAGCAUCCAGUAAAGCAAUUAUCAGCUGUGAUUCACUUGGAGUAAAAGGUUGGUCAUCUCUGGUCUCAGCGCUCAGAUCAGAAACCUCCAAACUGAGAGAACUUCAUCUGACUGUGAAAACACUGGAACUGUAUGGGAAUAAUCUAGGAGACUCAGGAGUGAAGAAUCUCUCUGCUGUACUGGAGAAUCCUCACUGUAAAGUGGAGACACUGAGGCUGCGUGAGUGUGUUGUCUCAGAUGAAGACUAUGCUGCUCUGACUUCAGCUCUGAGAUCAAACCCCUCACACCUGAGAGAACUGGAUCUGUCCUGUAAUAAUCUAGGAGACUCAGGAGUGAAGAUUCUCUCUGCUGUACUGGAGAAUCCUCACUGUAAACUGGAGAAACUGAGGUUGCGUGGUUGUGGUAUCUCAGAUGAAGGCUGUGCUGCUCUGACUUCAGCUCUGAGAUCAAACCUCUCACACCUGAGAGACCUGGAUCUGUCAUUAAAUAAUCUAGGAGACUCAGGAGUGAAGAAUCUCUCUGCUGUACUGGAGAAUGGACUGGAGACACUGAGGUUGUGGAAGUGUGGUGUCUCAGAUGAAGGCUGUGCUGCUCUGACUUCAGCUCUGAGAUCAAACCCCUCACACCUGAGAGAACUGAAUCUGUCUGAGAAUAAACUAGGAGCCUCAGUAAAGAAGCUGCUCUCUGAUCUUAAGGAUGAUAAACAUUACAAACUACAGACACUGUGGGUCUAAUGAAUAUCUGUGUGUGAUGAAGACUCCAGUGAAGACUCCAGUGUUCCUGCAUUACCAUGAUGGAGAAUAGAGAACAUGUUUAUUAAGACAUCACUCAUUUAGUUCUAACACAUUAAACAGACAGAGACGUGAGAAGUGUGUGUUCAUCGUGUACAGUAAAUCAGACUAAACACAAUUCUACACUGAGUUUAUAAUGACCUCUGAUCCCUGGAUAAAAUUCCCUGGACAUCAAUCCAUAAAAACCUGAAAGGUUAGUUGGAACAGCAGGUGAAAACCCACAUGAACUCGAGCUGAACCCUGUUCAUUUUACUGUUUGUGUGAUUUAUUAUUUGUUUAUUAUUGUAAUAUAACUUACACUAUUUACACAUGUAUACUUAUAGCUAUAUUACUGGAUACAUAACUAAAAUUAUAUUGUAUAAAGGCACUUACAUCACUUAAAAUUAUAUUGUAUAAAGGCACU